This is a messenger RNA of Procambarus clarkii (red swamp crayfish), 6588 nucleotides long. NCBI's taxonomy places the organism in Eukaryota, Metazoa, Arthropoda, Malacostraca, Decapoda, Cambaridae. The record is from RefSeq and is a predicted model, not a curated record.
UUGUCUCCGCCUCCACCGGGGAUUGAACCCGGAACUUCAGGACUACGAACCCGAAACGCUGUCCACUCAGCUGUCAGGCGCCCGUGCAUCAACUAUAUGCAGUAUAACAAAUUUUGAACUGUUCCGCGAGGACAGAAGAAAAUGUAUGUCGAUUAGCUUUGUAGAUAAAUGACCACGUUUGUGGGGAAAAAAAUAAGUUGCAGACAGAACAAAUAACAUGAGUCUUACAGUUUGGUAGAAAUUUGCACUUGACAGUCUUAUAUGAACAUACUUGACGUCUAGCAUCUCUAAUAGCCUCCACGGCUUGGAAAAAGCACCCCAUUAUUCCUGAGCUGUACUUAAAACUGAGGCACUGACUUUGUAUUUUGGCUUCAGGGGGGGAUAGGCUUUUCAGCGACUUAUUUUUUGGUGAACUUUUUCCAUUUUUAACAUUUCCCCGUUGUCUGUCAUGGGCUAACAACACCUCACAGCUGACAGACUGCUCUAAGCCUGUCGCUGCUUAAUCUUACGAUAAACAAUCAUUGCUACAUUGGUGUUGGCGAUGGGAGGUCACGUCUGGGCACGACUCUUCUCCCCGCUGGUGAAGUAAUGUUCUUGGGAGGUCUGAGAGCACAUGUCUCUUCAUAACACUCUGCCACCCAAUGUGAUCUGUUAUCCUCCUGGUCCCCCCCCCCCCACCUGUGGAAAUUAUACAGUUCCAUUUUAGAUGACGUAGAAAGAUUGAAAAUAAAUUAUGUUUACUAUGUCUUCGCAAUUACUGAAGUGUACGAUACGUUGGCCGAGGCAAGCACACGUGGGAAUGUUGAGGGUGGUAACUUUCACAUUCGCUGCGCACGCUGUCUGGCGUGCAGUGAACCUUAUAGUCUCUCUCAUCUUUUAGUAGUGUUAAUCUUACAGUUCUCAUACUGCAUACCACCUAGUGUUUCCGGGUGGAAUUAGUGUAUAUAAGUGCAGAAAUAUCAUUCGAGUGUAUUAACAGUAACUCGAGUCUACUUAUCCAGGGAAGACCUAUAAUAUAAUUGGAAUCUCGCACCAGGACACCGCUUGGGUUAUUAAGUGUCCUGAAGAUCUCUUCGAUGUUCUGGGAGCCAGUGUUUGAAUCCCUAGUGCAAUAAACCUUAAUAUAAAAGCCUGUCCAGUAAGAUCUGUGUUCUCCGAGUGUCAAGCAGCAACAGGCAGCAUCACCAGGGAGCCCCCUAACAUCACAGCCACUCCUGGAACAGUGAAAGUGAGUUGCUCUUGGCCCUGGGGCAGGCAUCUCUAACCCGGCUCCUCCACCCGCUGCUUCAGGACAACUCCCACUACCUCUCUUGCUUCAGUCACUCUUCUAGUAUCACCACGACACUCCUGCUUCUUCCUGUACUUUAUGUUAUCCUAACUACCUAACCUAAGACACAAUCAAGGGACGUCAGGGACAUCAUUCCCUCUCCUGCAGGAUGGUGCUGCGUAUGAUUCAGGAGCUCCACCUGCACUUGAAGGCUUCCUGCUUGCGGCUCCUCCGCCAGAAGAUGCUGUGUGGUGCUCUCUUGGCUGUGAUGCUGUUAUUCUCUCUCCACAUCACCUCCAGCCUGGUCACUCUCAGGAGGGUGUCGUCGACGCCGGCCUGGGUCCAGGAGAGGGAGGCCGGGAGCUGCAGCCCGCGGACCAACGUUGCCUUUCUCAAGAGCCAUAAGUGUGCCUCAUCUACUAUCCAGAAUAUUCUUUUCCGGUAUGGUCUGGCGCACGGACUUCACUUCGGCCUGCCAGACGCAGGCAAUUACUUCGGCGGCGGACUGCGGCCCUUCAACGCUGACAUGCUGCGGUUGUCCCCCUGGAGCAAGCUAGGGGUCAAUAUUAUGGCCGUUCAUAUGAAGUGGGAUCACCAGCAGGUGGCCAGUGUGAUGCCCAACGACACCGUCUACAUCUCCAUCGUCAGGGAUCCCAUGGAGCUGUUCGAAUCACUAUAUACUUAUGCCAAGAUGGAAAAGUUCUACGGGCUGCCGGUGGAGGAGUUCGCUGCGAGUGUUCCUACCGACACUCCGCGGUACAAUGGCUACCUGGGCUACAACCAGAUGGUCUGGGACUUCGGCAUAGAGAAUGAGACCCUCGCUAACAACCUCACAGCUGUGCGUGAGCUGGUGAGGAAGGCGGAGGCGGAGUUCGACUUGGUGUUGGUGGCGGAGCGGAUGGAAGAGUCGCUGGUGCUCCUGAGUCACCUCCUCUGCUGGAACCUCAGAGACGUCAUCGCUCUCAGGUUCAACGCCAGGACCUCCAAAUUCAAGAACAAGCUGAGCAGUGAGACGCAGAAAGUCCUCCGUCAGAAGUUGGCCCCAGACUACCUGCUCUAUGAGCGCUUCGUCAGGAAGUUCGACGACCUAGUGGAGGACUUCGGGAGGCAGAGGAUGGACCGCGAAGUCUCCAGGCUCAAUGCACUGACAAAGCAGCUAAUGAAAACUUGCGGUUUUAUGAAGCAAGAUGCUGCUAUGAUGUUUGGAGCUGAGAAGCCAUGGUCUGAUAUGGUGGAGGGGUACACCGCUACAGCAGGAAACAGCAAGUGUCAGCACUACUCCAGGUCAGAGGUCUCCUUCAUCAAAUUCCUGAGGGCAAUGCAGAGGAUGGAGGUCUCCAGAAGAUUUGGGGUGCCUGACGUGCCUGGCCUGGACGCCAUCCCCCUGGGAGCCAGUAUCUUCGAAGGCACCGCUAAUAUGGACGAGAGAAUUAAAACCCUAAAGAAAAUGCUGGUCCAUACCGAAAGAAAGCAAAGAUAAGGAAAGCAGCGUAACGGAAAAGUAUACUGAAAUUAAGAAGGAAAAUGUCUGAAAGUUGUUAAAAUAGCAUUGGAAAUGGGUUUUUGUCUUUCGACAUCACUGGGAUAACUGAAUUAAGAUGAGUUACUUUCUGGUAUCAGGUUUCAUGUAGAUGAGCUAUCAUCACGAAUUAGGUGCCAGAAACUAAGAUAUCUUCAGGCAUCAUGUCCUGCAUGGGAGCUGUCUUCAGGCAUUAAGAGUCUUGCAGAUAAGCCAUCCUCAGAUAUCGUGUCCUGCAGGUUAGCAAUCGUAAUUCUCAAAGUUCAAAUUUUUAACAAUAUAUAUAUCAAUUACAAUUUAAAAUUUAGGUAAAAUUAAGGUAAUUUAAGUUUUGAUAACGUUCUCUAGAGGCGCUUCCAUAUGAAUGAUGUAUUUUUGUGUAUAAUUAUAGCAGUAUUAUUACAUUAUACUGGAAGAUGUUUCGUAUGCUCACAUGUGUUGGAGUUGAAGGUAUUAAAACUUUGCAAUUUCCGUAAAACAGAUUUUCGUGACAAUUAAUCUUUCUUGAUUUGCUUCAUGCGCUACACGCUGUAGUGUGUUCAUUGUGAGGGCCCGGGCAAGCACAGGUUGCUAUUAGCACUGCUAAUAUAUGUGUAUUAGCACACAUAUAUAUGAGUAUAGCUCAUAUAUAUAUGUGUGCUAAUAAUAUAUUAACACGCAUAUAUAUGAGCUAUACUCUUGAGGUCUGAGCUGGUUCCUCAGCAUAGUUGUUUCUGCGUUGAAAGCGCUAGGCUGUUAACCUUUCAUUUUUUUUUCACUGAUUAUUCUUCAUUACUGGAUCAGCGUUUUUUUUUUAUCCUUGUUGCAUAUAUGUAUAUAUAAUAUAUUUUUGUUAUGACGCAGUGGUGUGUAUUCCUAAGAAGAAAGGUAAGCAUUGCUUUCCUGAUACAAAUUCUUCCCUUCCAAAUUAAAAUAUAUUUAUUUAUUUGCUGUAUUAAUUAAUUCAGUUUUAUAUAGCAUCCUGUAUUUUUUUGGUCUGAGAUGAAAAUGUGUUCGUGCAUUACGCAACAUUUGCAGUAAGUAGCCUUCUUGUUUGACCACAAGGCGGGACCAAAGAGCCGAAGCUCAACCCCCGGAAGCACAACUAGGUGAGUACAUGCUGAACAAAAUGAUAUAUCACUGCCAGAUGUAAGAUGAAAAUACAUAAUUUAACUUGUCUUACUCCCCCUUUUUCCAAAACCAUGUAAAUAAAGUUAUCAAACAAAUAUAUUGUGGAAAGCAUUCUGAUGCUAGAAUGUCCCCUCAAUAAUAUGUGUUAUUACCACUCAAUAUAAUUAAUUUUGGUAAGAGAUUUGGAGAAAUAAACAGAGUCCUCCCCUUCCAGCAGAGGGAGAGAGCCUGGCAGCAUUCCCAGUUCAUUAAAUACAAUCAUAAAUCUGUAAAUAAUAAUGAUCUAAUUUUUUCUCAGUUUCGUAAAUUAUUACUCAUUAUCAUAGUACUUGAAUGAUAACGUAAGCAAUUGUCAAUAAUAAAAUAAGUAAUGGUACAAACUUUUUUCAAAUCUCUUAAAUUUUGUUUUUAAAGAAGAUGGCAUCACUGUGUGAGACUACUGUCUAUGGUAACAUUCAGCUUAAGAAUAUCAGUUGACUUUCAGAGGUGACGUGACGGUACACGCAUUUACUUGGACUUAUUGCCCCCUAACUGAAAAUGCAGUCGCAGUGUACAAAGAGUUUACUGUUAGGUAUGUCUUCUGUUUUCAACUGAUACAAAUGUAUGGAAUACUUACGGAUAUCAAGAUUUGUCAAAUAUACAGAAUUAUUGCAUGAUCUUGAGAGCAUGCCAAAAUUUUACAGCAAAAUUACUGAUAAUUUUGCCUGUAAGUCAAGAAGAAUUCCAUUGAACUAUGUACAAAAUAGUAAGUUAACAUGUUUCAUGUUACUAUUUCCUACUUUAUAUGUUACUUGCAUUAAUAUUUGUUUUAUUAAUAAUCAUAUUUCAACUUCAUCAAAGGUCUUAACUGUCACCUAUUUACCCAAACAUUUGUUUCACAACGCUCUACUGAUAUGACGUCAAAGAUUAGGUCUGCUGAGUAUUGCUGUAUGAUUAUCGAUGAGAUUAUGCAAUAUUUGAUAUUAAUACAAUAGAACAAAUAUGGAGAAACUCACUACAAUGCCGUAGUGCUUGAGUCAAGGUGAAGACCCAAUAUAUGUAUAAAAUGUAUUAAAAAACUAAUUUUCGGAUGUAACGUACAUCCGUUCUCAAAGUGAUGUAUACAAUGUUCUCACAUAUUUUUUUUUAGAACAUUGUAUACAAGUACCUUGUAUUCAUUUUGAGAACAUUUUAUACAAGCACCUUGUAUACAUUUUUGAGAACAUUGUAUACAAAUACCUUGAGAAAAGAUGUCGGUUACAUCCGAUAAUUUGGCUUUUAAUACAUUUAUACAUAUUCGGUCUUUCCUUCACUUUCGCAAAAAAAGUAUUAAAACAUGCAUUAGUUUCAGGCAAGGUUUCCAUGAUUACUACUCAUUAACAUAUCCUUCAUUGUAUUUGUAUUUUGAUAAGUUUUAUACACCCGUGCUUCGUAAUCCUGUUAAUAUUAUAUUCAUUUUAGAUACCGUACAUCACUAAAGACCAUUCUAUCAUGCAGGUUUAAGUCUUUGGAUUCAUAUUGAAAAAGUUAAUUACCGCAAAGCUUCGAAUAUCCUCGAAUGUAAAGAAAGCCUAUUACAUCUUCGAUAUAAAUUACAUAUUGAUCAAUGCACUUCAAAUUAAUAACUUUUGUAAAUCGAAGCUACAGAACGUGUGGGUUCUACGGUCUUAUACACAGUGUAUAUGACUGAGUGUACAUUAUUGAGUAUACUUGAGUGUAUAUUAACCCCCUUCCGGGCCACUGUAGCACUAAAGCGUAGUGAGUGACUGUAGGCUACCACAGCCGCUCCCGGGAUACUUGUAGAGGCGCAUGGUAUGACCCUAGCAACCAAAUGUAAAUAGUUUCACUACAAGUGUUAAUCGUGUCUUCGUUUGAUAAUUGCUUACCGUUAAAGCUUGUUGGUCCUGUUUGAGAAGGAGUUUGUGAGACUGUGACCCUUCUGCCACAGUCCAUGGGGUGGGAGGGAAUUUAGGACCCAUAAUCUAUUAAUUUAACACACUCUUACUCUUUGUAUUACGGACUCUUGGGGUCACGGUGAUGUUAGUUUGAUACACUGUGUAGACUAUCGAUUUAUUUAUGUUAACAAACUAUGUAAUUUGCUUAGCUAAACGAAUAUGGCUUGAUGUGCCUGCCAGAAACGCUGCGCGUACUAGUGGCUUUACAAGGUUGUAAAUACCAUGCUAUGUAUUCUCACAAACUCAAUGUACCUUCUUGUAUAUAAAUAAAAAAAUGUGUAUGUGUAAAGUCACAUAAAGUUUUUGUCUCUUAAAAUGUUUCACUUAUGGUUUCAGGAUGGGUAUUGGGUGCAUAAUAAAUGAUCUAAACUAAGUAAAAGAGUAUUGCUGUAGAUAGUAAAACAAUUUGUAACUAGUUAAUAAUACUGUUACUUGCUUUGUUAAACGAGUAUUUGUGCUCAGUUCCUAAACUCGUUCUGUGCCUCUUUAACCUUUCCGCCAUCGCUCGCAGGAUGGGAAUGGGGUGCAUAAUAAGCAAACCCGGACAUAUAUACUGUAUGAGUAAUUCACAAAACGUGGUAACGGUGUUGGCAUCUGUUGAUGAACAAGUGUAAACAAGGCGAAUAUACAUUCCUCCGUGCAUAUAGCCACUUCAGGUAGUCAGAUAACAUGAUGCGAGUUAUCUUGAGAUGAUUUAUCUUGGAAUGAUCUUCCCAACCAUGUUAAAGACUGUACCUCUCUCAACCAGUUUAAGAUAA